AUGUCCGAGCCUAUUCGCAACAAGAAGCUUGAUUUGCCCACAGCACCGACACCACAGAAUACCCCCGCCCAAAAUGCUCCUAUCUCUUCACAUGCUCAGCAGCCCGGCAUUGCCAGCAUAAAAGAAGAGGAUCUCGAUAAGGCAGCCGCCGCUUCAAUCUUUGCCCAAAACCCCAAACUUGUCAAUUUGAUUCAAGGUAAACUUGGCACGCUCGUCGGUCGAUCUUCGGGCUACGUAGAGUCACUGCCGGCGACUGUACGCCGUCGAGUCGCAGGUCUCAAAGGUGUACAGAAAGAGCAUGCCAAGCUUGAAGCUGAAUUCCAGGAGGAAGUCUUAGAGCUCGAAAAGCGAUUUUUUAAGAAGUACAGUCCAUUGUACGAAAGGAGGGCGAGGAUCGUUAAUGGCACUGCGGAACCGACCGAAGAGGAUGUCAAAGCGGGCGAGAAGGAGGAGGAGGACGAUAACGACGACGACGAUGAGGAGAGUACGAAACCAGAUGCCGCUGCAGACAAAGAGGAGGAAGAUAUGAAAGGCAUUCCGGAAUUCUGGCUAUCGGCCAUGAAGAACCAGGUCUCACUUGCAGAAUUGAUCACGGAUGUCGACGAGCCAGCGCUGAGCAAACUCACUGACAUUCGAAUGGAAUAUCUGGAAAAGCCUGGCUUUCGUCUGAUAUUUGAGUUUAGUGAUAACGAAUUCUUCACUAACAAUGUUUUGACGAAAACAUACUUCUACCAGGAAGAGAGCAGUUAUGGUGGCGAGUUCAUAUAUGACCAUGCAGAAGGAGACACAAUAGACUGGAAGGUUGGCAAGGAUCUCACAGUGAAGAUAGAGCAAAAGAAACAACGCAACAAGAACACCAAGCAGACUCGAGUUAUAAAGAAGACUGUGCCAAGAGAUUCCUUCUUCAAUUUCUUCAACCCACCCAAGGCUCCAGAAGGCGACGAAGAUGAAACUUCUUCUGACAUCGAAGAGCGAUUAGAAUUAGACUAUCAGCUUGGCGAGGAUGUCAAGGAGAAGCUCAUCCCACGUGCAAUUGAUUGGUUUACUGGAGAGGCGCUCCAGUUCGAAGGCCUGGAUGAGGACGAUCUAGCCGAGGGAGAAUUUGAGGAUGAAGACGAUGACGACGAUGAGGAGCUAAGCGAAGAUCGCGACGAUGAAGAGGAGUCAGAAGACGAGGAUGACACUUCGAAACCGAAGCAAGAAGCCGCAGAAUGCAAGCAAAGUUAA
Messenger RNA from Bacidia gigantensis, 1227 nucleotides. RefSeq lists its product as uncharacterized. The transcript is spliced from 4 exons. The record is from RefSeq and is a predicted model, not a curated record. Gene Ontology annotation, biological process: nucleosome assembly. Bases 1 to 1227 code for a protein of 408 amino acids. Gene Ontology annotation, molecular function: histone binding; chromatin binding. Gene Ontology annotation, cellular component: chromatin; nucleus. Lineage: Eukaryota; Fungi; Ascomycota; Lecanoromycetes; Lecanorales; Ramalinaceae.